Messenger RNA from Prunus mume (Japanese apricot), 1635 nucleotides. NCBI's taxonomy places the organism in Eukaryota, Viridiplantae, Streptophyta, Magnoliopsida, Rosales, Rosaceae. The record is from RefSeq and is a predicted model, not a curated record.
AUGUCAGACGAUGAAUAUUCAGUAUCAUCAGGUGUGGUUGAUUCUCAUUAUCCGAAUGGUGUUAGAAAGUUCAACAAUCCUCAUUUUGAUGAAAGAGACAAUGAGAGCAGUCCUAAGGAAACUGUAGGUGGAACUACUGAAGGUACUGAUGACUACUGCAAAGAAGUUCCCUGUAUUGAGAUGGAAGAGUCAAGCUGGGACAAGAACUCUGGAUCUCAUGCCUUAACUAGUAUAUUUUCAUCUUCUCCAUAUAAAUCGGAGAGAACCUCACCUAAUGGGUUUGAGACAAGCUUUCCUGGGAGACCAGAAGGUUUUGGGAGGAAGGUUCCUCUAUUACAUUAUGAUUCCAACAUAAGGUUGUCAAGAAAUGAUUCUCAAUCUUCCCUUGGGAGUGCUGUGGAUGAGCUAGGAGCACAGACCGCUGAUAGUGUCCAUACUUUUGUUGUAGCUUUGCAGGACUUAAGAAAAUGGUCAAAAAGCUUGAGUAUGACAAAAGGAAAAAAUACUAGAUUGAUGAAAGAAUAUUUGUACAGAAAGAGCUUAGAAGGCAAAGAACGCCUUCUCUACGAGAACAAGCGCAAGAUUAGAGAAGCUCUGCAAGGGGGAAAACCGAUUCCCACUGAGCUUCGGAAUGAAGAGGCGGAGCUUCGUCGAGAAAUUGAUCUCGAAGAUGAGAACACUGCUGUCCCAAGGACACAUAUCGACGAUGAGUACGCAAAAGCAGCAGAAAGAGAUCCCAAGAUUUUGAUAACUACUUCCCGGAAUCCAAGUGCUCCGCUAGUACAAUUUGCAAAGGAACUGAAACUUGUUUUUCCUAAUGCACAACAAAUGAACCGUGGUGGUCAGGUUAUUUCUGAAAUUAUUGAAACUUGCCGUGCACAUGAUUUUACAGAUGUUGUUUUGGUUCAUGAAAAUCGUGGCCUACCUGAUGGUUUGUUUAUAAUCCACCUUCCUUUUGGUCCAACGGCUCUUUUUGAACUGCGCAAUGUGGUUAGAAGACAUGACAUCAAGGACAAGAAAGCUAUGGGAACGAUGCCGCAGGUUUAUCCACAUGUGAUUCUUGACAAUUUCACGACAAAGUUGGGUGAGAGAACAGCAAAUAUUUUGAAGCAUCUCUUUCCAGUGCCAAAGCCAGAUACAAAGCGCAUAAUCACUUUUGCCAAUCAGUCAGACUAUAUUUCAUUCACGCAUCAUACUUAUGGAAAGCAUGGAGGUCUUAAAUCCAUCGUUCUGGAGGAGAUUGGUCCUCGGUUAGAAAUGAGGCCUUUCAAGAUAAAGUUGGGAACACUGGAUCAGAAUGAAGCCCAGGAUGAAUGGGUCUUCAAGCCAUACAUGAACACAGCGAAGAAACAGAAGUUUAUAGGGAUUUGAUGUGGCCUGAAUCUUGAUUGCUAGCCGUUACUUGUGGUAGACAGAUUAAGAUUGAGGAAAGCGAUCGGUGGAAGAAACGGCCCAAGAAAAGGAAAGACUGCAGCAAGGAAAAGGGAUACAAAAUCUGGCGCACCCAAAAUCAUGGCCGGUUGCCUCAAAUUUUCUGCGUUUGUUUUUUUCCUUUCGUUCUCAUGAACCUUCUGUGUCUUUUGGUAAUUUAACUAUUUUAUGCACUGUAUCAAACUCUGGCUGUCUAUGUUUAAU